CCAACAGCGAUUAGCAAAGUUAUAAGGGUCCAUAAGUAUAUCAUAUGUGUGUCUUGGUAACAGUAACGGGGCUACGUCAGUCUGUUUCAAUAUAACAAUAUUAAGACGAGUUAAUGGCGCUACUCGGCUCUGAUUAAAGGGUUCCUGUGCUGAGUGACCGCUGACAGCUGAGAGUGACCAUCAUCCUUCAUCCAUUGCCCUCAACCUUCACAGAGCAGUAUCACCACAUCACCUACACACACAAUCACCACAUCUUCAUCGUUUUCUCAAAUUUCAUUCUACAUAUAAGAUUAUAUUAGGUUGUCUUAGAUUAGUUUAGUUUACAUUAGGUGGUUUAGAUCAGUUUGACAAGCAUUUCUCUUGUUGUUUUCUCUUGUUUUUAACUUCUAUCAGCAGGAUGCCAAGGAAGUCGAGGCGGUCUGUGGUGUUGAAGCAGCGCUGGAGGAAGCUCAACCUGGAGGAGCUGAGGUCUUCCCCCACCCCUCCGGAGACGGUGUCCUCCUUCCGAGCUCCAGUCGGCAACGCAGUUGGAUCUUCACCCCCAGCCAAGCCUUUCUGGAGCCUGGAUGAUGUGCAAGCCGUGGUACCGGUUACCGCCAUCCAGUGGAGACGUGGCCAACUUCGAAGCUCACUGGACAGAGCCACAAGUUGGUCAUCCCACCUAAGUCUCCUGACAAUUUGUUCUGAUUGUCGGGGACUCCCAUCUCCGGGCCUUUGUGGACCGUUUUGCCAAGAUGCCAGAAGGGAAGUUUUCUUUUGGUAUCAUGUCGACCCCUGGGGCCCAUGCUGCUCAGCUGCGCGCUGAGGUCCUACAUGCUAAGGUUCCUCAAGACCCUGAUGCUGUUUGUGUUCUUGCUCCUAGCAACAACCUGACCGCGAGCAGGACCGUUGACGAGGCAGCCGUCGACUACGCCCAAUUCCUCACUGCUGUGAGGAGCCGCUGGUCGGAGGAUGAGGAGCACCAGAGGGCCCUUCGCCACGCGUACCAUCAUGUGACAGCUCGUAUGGGUUUGAGGUACUUCUCUGCGGAGGAGUACUUCCCCCGUACGUGCUUGGAUCUGUGGAGCAGAGACGGCGUUCACCUGAGUGACCGUGAGGGGAUGGGGAUCCUCACCCAGCUGCUGUGGGCCUCCACGGAGCAGUUCCUCGAGACACCACCACUACCUCCCCCUCCCCCGGUGUCUCCUACUCCUUCACAGCCACUUAGGAAGGUUUCUCCUAAGCUGGUUGUGAAGGGAGAGGUGCAUGCUCCUCUGUCUCCUGACCCCUUCCAGUGGAAGGUUGUUGGUCAGAGCAGCAAGCCGCAGGUUCCUGGUCCGGCCAGCGUGGCUCAGCAGCAGGAGAAGGAGUCCUUCCUUCCACUGAACCCACGGUGGUUCAGUAGCACGACCCUUUGUGCUAUGGAGGAAGUGUCUCCUUCUCAGCUGUCUGACGUGGUGGACGUCCCAUCUCUUCCAGCGCGCAAGAAGGUGGCCUCCCCAACGGCAGCCAGGCGUCAUAGGACCACGGAGAGACGCCCUCCUGCCACCAGUCUCCUGUGAACAACCAGGUUGGAUCCCCUCCAGCCAGGCUGUCACGGAGACUGGAGGACGACGGCCCCUCCAGCCCGGUUCCUCAGUCCAGGACCACGGAUGGAACACCCCCUCGCACCCAAACUUCAGUGACCAACCUGAUUGGAUCCCCUCCAGUCAGGUUGUCCUGUAGUUUGGGUGAUCCGGCGACCCCCUGCUGUUGACCGGUUGCGAAGGUGGCCAGGAUGAAGACCCCUUCACCGGCUGGACCAUCCCAGACCAUUAAAGCUGCCUGUCACUCUCCUUGCCCAACCGUCGGGACACCAGUUCCCUCAUCGUCCUGCUGGCCCUGGAUUAUUGAUGACGGACUUGCCACCUCUCAUUCCCCUUCUAAAGAGGUGCCGCUUAGUGCUAGUAUUAGGGCUAGUCAUAGUCAGAGUGACAUGAGGUACAGGAAGUUCUCCAGGAACCAACAGUGUACCUGCAUGUCCCUGACUUUUCUGGCUUAUCUGAACGAGGUCUGUCAGUUUAACACUGCUGUCCUUGAUCGAGUGCUGGCAAAGGGAGAUUCACUUUUUGUAGGU
Messenger RNA from Acanthopagrus latus (yellowfin seabream), 2095 nucleotides. RefSeq lists its product as uncharacterized. The coding region runs from base 735 to 1541 and encodes 268 amino acids. The record is from RefSeq and is a predicted model, not a curated record. NCBI's taxonomy places the organism in Eukaryota, Metazoa, Chordata, Actinopteri, Spariformes, Sparidae. The transcript is spliced from 17 exons.